GUUAGGAACUGAAAGCAACGGUUGAGGUGAAGAGGGAGGAGCGCUGAGCAGACAGCAAGGUUACACAUGAGAAGUCUGAGAAGGAAUGAAACAAAGCAGAGAGAGGCAGAGAAGGGGAGAGAACAGGUAGAGUUGGUUAGGUUUCAAUCUUACCUCUCUCAGAUAAUUACUACUUUCUCACCGUGGUGAAAGAAAGCAAACAGAAACUGAGAAAAAACAGCAAACAGAGAGGGCAGGAGAAGGCGGGAGAGUAGAAAAAGCAGAAGUGACGAGAAAAGGAAGGAGAGACAGCAGUUAAAAAAGUCUGGUCGGGGAGAUUAAUUGAGAAAGAGAAACAAAAAUAAGACAGAGACGAGCCUGAGAGGAGUCAGCCAAGACGAGGAAAGUAAGAAAACACGCUGAUAUUCAUUGACAGAGAGGUCUGGACUUAACUCCAUGGAUUACUGACAUCAGCAAAACAAAAGAAGAAGAGCGUCAGAAAAGAGGUCACUGCGGUCCAGCAGCAGAGUAGCCUGAGCCUGUCUACUAUGCAACCAAGACAGCUGAGAUAGACAGACUCAAGCACAGCCACAGUUCUCAGAGACAAUCCUGUCUGUUACAGCACCAUGUUGAUGAAAGAGUACCGCAUAUGUAUGCCACUGACUGUGGAUGAGUACAGGAUUGGGCAGCUUUACAUGAUCAGUAAGCACAGCUGUGAGCAGAGUGGUGGGGGUGAAGGGGUGGAGGUGGUGAGGAAUGAGGCAGAUACCCACCCCCAGUAUGGCCUAGGACAGUUUACUGAGAAACGAAUCUACCUCAGCAGUAAACUGCCAGCCUGGGUGAAAACUUUCGUCCCACGAUUCUUCUAUGUGACAGAAAAGGCGUGGAACUUCUACCCGUACACCAUCACAGAGUACUCAGUAUCGUUCCUCCCCAAGUUCAGCAUCCGUAUUGAGACAAGAUUCGAGAACAACAACGGCAGUAACAGCAAUGUGUUUGGGGACACACCGACCCCAGCAGAGCAUGUGAGUUUCCUGGAUAUCCUGAGUGACCCCAUCCCUGAGAAGCACUACAAAGAGACAGAGGAUCUGAGCCACUGGCAGUCAAGUAAAACUGGUCGAGGGCCUCUGGAGAAAGGCUGGAGAGACGACCAUAAGCCCAUUAUGUGCUCCUACAAGAGGGUGCAGUGCAGCUUCGAGGUAUACGGCUUCCAGACCAGGACCGAGGACUUCAUACACAGAAACAUCAGGGACAUUCUUCUGGUCGGCCAUAGGCAAGCAGUUGCGUGGAUAGAUGAAUGGCACGGGCUGACUUUGGAGGAGGUGAGAGAGUACGAGCAGACGAUGCAAGAGAAGACCAACAGCAAAGUCAAAUCCAGCCAGAACAACACAGGCCCACCGGCUGCUUCUCGUCCUGCGUUCUCUCGCUCCAUCUCAGUGACAGACGAGCGUUCCCUGAAGAAGAUGGGAGUGACGACUGCAGCCAUGUCUGACCCCUCUGCCUCCUCUGUGCCACACAGUCCCAUUCGCCUCAACUCCACCCCUGAAUGAUGCCUCAAGCGCAGACGCACACAGAUACACACAAACACAUGUAUACUGUAUAUACACACACACACACACACACACACACAGAAACCAAUGUCAAACAGUAACAAAUAGCAUCAUAAUAAGUUGAAUAUUUCAACAGUUGGGGGUGGGGGGAGCCUAUUCACUUAAUGGGUGGGAGUCAGAUGAGAAGAUCAAUACGUUCACAUUUGUUUAAUAUAAAUCUACAACCAGCAGCUCAUUAGCAUAGCAUAGAGACUGAGGACCAGGAGAAAACCCUGGCUCCUGGUUCUUCUAAGCAUUAAGAAUAAGAAGGCUUAUUAACCCAUUACAUCUUCUUUAUAUAAUACAUAGAAAACACAGAGUAUAAAACGACAGCUCACAGCUUUAUGUAAAAUUGUUGUUUUUACACUUUGGUAUUUGUAUGGAUUAAACAAGUGAGAUACAAGGUGUUAAUUAAUUAUCUUUCGAAGUGCUGGUAGGUGGAUUUGGAAUCAUUAUACAAAGUCAGGCUAAUCUGUGUCCUCCUGCUUCCAGUUCUAGUGCUAAGCUACCUGGCUGCUGGCUUCAUUUUUACCAGACAUAUGAGAGUGACAUCGAUCUUCUCAUCUAACUCUCUGGCAAAGAGUGAAUACCCUAAGCACAGAUCACAAAAUGUCUUUUGACACGACCACGGAAAUAUUUAUUUGUUCUAAUGCACAUGUGGGCGCCCUCUUCGCUGCAUGUUAAAACCAGACAAACCCACAAGAACACAAACACUCGGUGCCUACUCAAGAACAAUUUCUGCUGCUGAAAAUUCUUCCAGUAUGCAAACAGAGUGCAUUUCAACACUUUCACUCGGUUCCACAGCCAUAGCAGAGCUCGCUGACCACCAGCAGGGCUCUCGUUUCUCGCCUACAGACAGAUGCAUAAGGAGUUUAAUAGAGUGGAUCUAAUGAGAGAGCAGAGAAGAACUGGGGAGGCUGUCAAUGUUAUGGAUCCGCUCCUCUCCCCACCUCAGCCAAUAGGUCAGCCCAGGUGUAUUGACAGAGACCAGCGAGGCAUUGUAUUGGUUCCUUGAUCGCUUAGGUGAGAGCUGCAAAUGGGUCAAGCCCAGGAUGAACUCCAAUUAUGAGUCAAUAAUGUGGGCAUUUAUAAGACUAUUUAACUUAAUUUUUUUUUAUGAAUAUUUAGAGAGAAAAGGGCUCUCAACAUCAAAGGGAUUAAUGGUGAAAUGAUACAGUUUGCUGGUGCCUUAUUUGUAAAAACAGUCAGCUUGAAUGAAGUAUGAAAAUUAAUUAAGUGGAAAACAAAUAUUGAAAUUUCACUGUGUAAUCGUUUGUAAUAGAUUUUUAUCAAUAAAUACAAUUUCUUUCCACUGAAAAGAUU
Scatophagus argus is the source of this 2891-nucleotide messenger RNA. It is a transcript of the gene pitpnc1b, whose product is annotated as phosphatidylinositol transfer protein cytoplasmic 1b. Gene Ontology annotation, molecular function: phosphatidylinositol binding; phosphatidylinositol transfer activity. The transcript has 10 exons. Lineage: Eukaryota; Metazoa; Chordata; Actinopteri; Scatophagidae. The coding region runs from base 606 to 1529 and encodes 307 amino acids. The record is from RefSeq and is a predicted model, not a curated record. Gene Ontology annotation, biological process: phospholipid transport. Gene Ontology annotation, cellular component: cytoplasm.